Triticum dicoccoides is the source of this 736-nucleotide messenger RNA. RefSeq lists its product as uncharacterized. The transcript is spliced from 3 exons. The coding region runs from base 147 to 530 and encodes 127 amino acids. The record is from RefSeq and is a predicted model, not a curated record. NCBI's taxonomy places the organism in Eukaryota, Viridiplantae, Streptophyta, Magnoliopsida, Poales, Poaceae.
CCUCCGAAUCAGUCGACACGUCAAGCUUGCUCGAGGGAAAGCAAAACCAAGCCAAAGUAUCCAUCCGAAUCCAACCCGGCGCACGAAGCAACGACUCGCCGGAGAAGAAUCCCGUAGGGAAAUCAAACCAUCGGAGGAGCUUCACGAUGGCGGGGGAGGGGAGGCCGGACGCGCAGCUCUUCCAGCUCCUCACCGACCUUCUGCAGGAGGUGGAGUCAAUGAGCAACCAGGAAGAGGUAGAAUUGAGAGCAAAGAUUGAAGCGCUGGGCCUAGAAGUCACUAAGGUUCCAGAGAAGGCACCUAAGCAACUUGAUGAGUUAGAAAUAGCCGCAGAGCUGGACAGACUGUCGGCAAGGCUCGAUAAUGUCGACAAGAUGAUAUCAUCUGCCAUUACAUCUGACCCAGAGGUGAAAUCGCUUCUGAGCAGCACCGCCGAUGUCUGGAUGCCCGUCAUCACCGCGUCUGCUGAUGAAAGGCGGGGGUUUGCCGAAACAAGCGGUGACAAGGAAGAGCAAGAGAAAUCUAAGUAAAUAGCUUGGACUGAAGCCCUUGUACUCCUUUGUGCCAGCCUUGUUCUGCAUUUUCCUUGCAUGAGUAUAUGUUCAUACCUGUGUGUAUCAAAUGUUCUUUUGGGCAAUAACAGAAAAUAAAAAACAUGUUGUUCAUGUACUUGCUAUUCUAAUUUGUGUGAUGGUUGAGGUAAUAAAAGUCUGCCAAGCAUUGUGUCUGGGUGCUA